Messenger RNA from Oldenlandia corymbosa var. corymbosa, 1859 nucleotides. Lineage: Eukaryota; Viridiplantae; Streptophyta; Magnoliopsida; Gentianales; Rubiaceae. The record is from the annotation of a GenBank genome assembly.
GAAGAAAAGAGGUGAAAGAUUACAGCACAUAAGUCAACUGUCGAUCAAUCAAAACAAUUAAACAAACAAAUAAUCCAAAUCUCAGCAAUAAAGAAAAUAUAGGAAAUACGAAAGAAAUUAAUAAUCCUAAUCCCAUAAAACAAUGAUUCAAAUGAACAAAAUUUGAAGCAAAGAUAUCCAUUCAUAAUUUUUCCCCCACACCCCCAAAUCAACCAUUGCUUCUCUCAUUCCGAGGGUCUACAAUUCCAAAAUUCUGUACAAUUUUUACAUGAAUAGAAUUUGAUCAGAGGAAAAAAGGGUUUUUAAUUUUCUGUUCCAUUCUCGAAUUAAUGGGUUCUGAGGCUGAGUCAGAAUGCAGUGAAGUGAUCUUGGGUGUGGAUGGCGGAACCACCUCCACCGUCUGCGUUUGCUUGCCUCUCCUCCGUUUCUCCGAUCACCUGCCGGACCCUCUUCCCGUUCUCGGCCGGGCUGUUGCUGGUUGCUCCAAUUACAACAGCAUUGGAGAAGAGGCAGCUAGAGAUACACUGGCAAAAGUUAUGGAAGAGGCCCUUUCAAUAUCAGGAGUGAACGUAUCAGCUGUUAGAGCUGUUUGUUUGGGUGUAUCUGGAGUUAACCAUCCAAGAGAUGCAGAAAGGGUGUUCAAUUGGAUAAGGAACAUUUUUCCUGCUCAUGUAAAUAUUUAUGUGCACAAUGAUGCCGUAGCUGCUCUUGCAAGUGGGACCAUGGGAAAACUUCAUGGCUGUGUGCUGAUUGCUGGGACGGGGUGUAUAUCUUACGGCUUUACUGAGGAUGGAAGAGAAGCUCGUGCAGCUGGGGCUGGACCAGUAUUAGGUGACUGGGGGAGUGGCUAUGGCAUUGCUGCUCGAGCGUUGACAGCUGUAGUGAGGGCCCAUGAUGGUCGUGAUAUGCAGACAACACUUACAACUCAUAUUUUGGAUUCCCUUGGCCUUUCUUCACCAGAUGAGAUUAUAGGGUGGACUUAUGCAGAUCCAUCUUGGGCCCGUAUUGCUGCCCUUGUUCCUGUGGUAGUAUCUUGUGCUGAAGCUGGUGAUCAAGUUGCAAAUGACAUAUUAAAGAAUGCAGUAGAAGAAUUGGCCUCAAGUGUAAAAGCUGUUGUACGUAGACUGUCCUUGGCUGGGGAAGGAAGAAAUGUGGAUGGCAUUUGGGCACUAACCUUACAAAUGGUUAUCUUGGUUUGCAGAUGGAAGAGGUUCUUUCCCUGUUGUCAUGGUUGGGGGUGUUCUUGAAGCUAACAGGAAUUGGGAUAUAGGGAGCGAAGUUAUCAAUUCUGUUUUUAAGACUUUCGUGGGAGCUUGUCCUAUUAGGCCUAAGGUGGAGCCUGCUGUUGGAGCAGCUUUGGUGGCGUGGAACUCCUUGAAGAAAGAGGUGCAGGCAAACGGCCAUAGAUGAUGGUAUGGUGAAGCUGUGAAAUUGCUUUACUGUGUGUAUAUAAAAAGAAGAGUAAACCCCCCAUUCGGAGUGAUUAAUUUCGUCCUCCAUCUGGGAACAUUUAUGGUUAACGAGGUUAAUUUAGGAGCUGUUGCAUAUUAUUGACUGAAUGGCGUAAUAUAACAUACUACAAUACAGAAUGUAUUUUCCUUCCCUUUUUUUCUUUUUUUUUUUGGUUGACAUAAAGAAUGUAUUUUACAUUGCCUAUUCAUGUCCGCUUGAAAUACAUGCUGCCUUGUCUAGUUAAAUUUGUGUUUUUUUCUGUUCCAACUUUCUGUCUUCCCGCGACAAUUUCUUUUCUUUUUGCUGUUUCACAACUUUCGAAAUUUUCUUUUUAGUCAUGUAUUAAUUCUGAAUGGCAUAUAGCUACCAUAUGAUUCACUGUGAGAAUCAAUCAUUUUGAAUUUUCA